This is a messenger RNA of Strigops habroptila (Kakapo), 9261 nucleotides long. RefSeq names its product zinc finger and BTB domain containing 11 (gene ZBTB11). NCBI's taxonomy places the organism in Eukaryota, Metazoa, Chordata, Aves, Psittaciformes, Psittacidae. Gene Ontology annotation, molecular function: protein binding. Gene Ontology annotation, cellular component: nucleus. The transcript is spliced from 11 exons. The record is from RefSeq and is a predicted model, not a curated record. The coding region runs from base 451 to 3585 and encodes 1044 amino acids.
UGUCUUUCCGUUGCUGCUGCUGCCCGAGCUUCUCGCUCCCACCCGCCGCCGCUGGCUGCGAAACUCCAGUUCCCCCCCGGGCCCGGCUCCCGCCGGACCGGCCUCCCCGCGCCUGGGCGAGGGGCCGGCGGAGGCGCGGGACGCCCCGAUCCUCCGUCCCCCGGCAGCGCAUGCUCUCCCCUGCCUCGGAAGACGCCUCCGCAGCCCCACGGAACCCCCGGCGAGCGCCGGCGCCUCUCCCCCUCCGCGGGCCCGCCGCAUGUGACUGACCCGGGCGCGCCCCGUCCCGCGCGGAGACGCUGCCCCGCAGCCACCUCUGCCCCGGGGGCGAGAGCCUGACCCUCCGAUCACCUGCCGAGAGCGCCGUACCCUUGCCCGGCGGCCAGGGGGGAAACCCGGCGCGGAGACUGCCCCUUUCACCCCCCCGUUCCCCUCUCCCCCUGCCCCGCCAUGUCCAGCGAGGAGAGCUACCUGGCCAUCCUGCGGUACCUGACCAACGAGCGGGAGCCCUACGCGCCGGGCACGGAGGGCAACGCCAAGCGCAAGAUCCGUAAGGCGGCCGCCUGCUACGUGGUGCGCGGCGGGACCUUGUACUACCAGCGGCGGCAGCGGGACCAGCAGCGCUUCGCUGAGCUCGAGGUGGUGCUGCAGGCCGAGCGCCGUGCCCGCCUCAUCCGCGCCGCGCACCUGGCCCCUGACGGCGCCCACCGCACCCGCCUGCAGACCUGGCAGGGGCUCUCGCAGAAGUACUGGUGGCGAGGUAUUCUUAAGCAGGUUAAAGAUUACAUUAAAGAAUGCAGCAAGUGCCAGGAAAAGCUAGAUCGCUCUAGAUCUCUGUCAGAUCCUUCUGAAAUGCUGGAGGAACUAGGACUGGAUGCAAAAUCUCAUGAAGACAGUAAUGAAACAGAUGAUGAAUCGAGUAAUGCGGCAUCAAUCCCAGCUGCAUCCCCAAAGUCUGUGAAGAAGAAGCCAAUAGCAAAGCAUGAACUUGUAUUUGUUGACAGUAAGGGCCUUGUGAAGCAGUCAUCUUCCAAACAUUGUCUGUCAGUCUUAAACCAACUGAAUCAGCAGAGGCUUUCCAAUCAGUUCUGUGAUGUGACUCUGCUGAUUGAAGGAGAGGAGUACAAAGCUCACAAAUCUGUCUUGGCAGCCAGCAGCGAGUACUUCCGAGAGCUCUUCAUUGAAAAGGGAGCUGUCACUAGUCAUGAAGCUGUAGUGGAUCUGUCAGGGUUCUGCAAGUCCAGUUUCCUGCCUCUUUUGGAAUUUGCUUAUACUUCAGAACUAACCUUUGACUUCUGUAGCAUGGCAGAAGUCGCCAUGCUUGCCCGACAUCUCUUCAUGUCGGAGGUCCUCGAAAUCUGUGAAAACGUGCACAAACAGAUGGAAGAGAAGCAAAUUACAGUGUACCAAAAGGGAGAUAUUCAAACAGUAGAGUCAACGCAAAAUUUAGCAGAGCAGACUGAAGUUGAGAUGCAGCCCGAGCAUGGUGCUGAGCAACCUGGGCUCGCAGCCAGUGAGGUGCCAGUAGCUGUUAAUGGAGCUCCUUCCUCUGCUGGGACAGAGGAGGCAGCAGCACCCCAGCCUGACCUCUCGCCCCCAGAGCCUGCAGAGGGCACUCCGGAUGAUAUUUCAAAGCCUGUGGAGCAGUGUGAAACAACUGAAAGUUAUGUCAAGAUACAGCUGCUGGAGAGCGUUGCAAAUAACACCGUGUCUGUUGUAGAGGCAGAGCUGUCGGCUGCGGAAGCCAUGGAUGCACGGCUCAUGGAUACAGGUCAAACGGAAGUUGAAACAGAUCAAAAUGAAAGUGGUAAAGCAAAUGUGGACACGGCUUCUGAAGACUCCUCAGAAACACUCAAGCAGAAACAUGGCAGUCAAAGUAAAGAACAGAGCAUCUCAGAUUCACAACCAGAAAGCCAAGAUGAUACUUACAAAAGCAAGCUCCGCCGGCGUUCUGUUACUGAAGGGGGAUAUAUCAGAUUGCAUAAAGGAAUUGAAAAGAAACUCCAAAAUAGAAAGACAAAUCCUAAAUCUGCAAUACAGCAGGUUGCCAUGAAGCUGGUACAAAGAGGAAAAAAAAUGAAACAGCCCAAAAGAGACACCAUGGAAAACAAUGAAGUAGAAGCUCAGCACAAAUGCACAGAGUGUGGGAUGGUGUUCCAGCGGCGCUAUGCACUUAUAAUGCACACGCUGAAACAUGAAAGAUCUAAAGAUUAUAAAUGCCCAUUGUGUAAGAAAGAAUUCCAGUAUGGUGCCUCGCUGCGAGCCCAUCUUGUCCGGCACACUCGGAAGACUGAAGUGAACACUGCAGCUUCCAGUGUAGAAGAGACAGGCGCGUCUUCGGUGAAAGGGAGAACUAAACGGGAGUUUAUAUGUGAUAUAUGUGGGAGGACUCUACCUAAGCUCUAUUCUCUCAGAAUACAUAUGCUCAAACAUACAGGUGUAAAACCACAUGCAUGCAAGGUUUGUGGAAAGACCUUUACAUAUAAGCAUGGAUUAAAAAUGCACUUAGCUCUCCAUGAAGUACAGAAACAGUUCAAGUGUGACCUGUGUGAAAAGUCUUUCGUCACAAAAAGAAGUCUUCAGGAACACAUGAGCAUUCAUACAGGAGAAUCCAAGUAUCUUUGCUCCAUCUGUGGAAAAUCUUUCCACAGGGCAUCAGGACUCAGUAAACAUAUAAAGAAACACCAGCCAAAGCCUGAAGUUCGUGGAUUUCAGUGUACUCAGUGUGAAAAGAGUUUCUAUGAAGCUCGAGAUCUUCGACAGCAUAUGAACAAACAUUUAGGUGUGAAGCCAUUUCAGUGCCAGUUCUGUGGAAAGUGCUACAGCUGGAAGAAGGACUGGUAUUCUCAUGUCAAGUCUCAUUCUGUCACAGACCCUUAUAGGUGUAAUAUAUGUGGUAAAGAAUUUUAUGAGAAAGCUUUAUACAGAAGACAUGUAAAGAAAGCCACACAUGGUAAAAAAGGAAGAGCAAAACAAAAUCUGGAACGAGUUUGUGAGCAUUGUGGAAGAAAAUUCACACAGCUCCGGGAAUACAGGAGACACAUGAACAAUCAUGAAGGUGUGAAGCCAUUUGAAUGUCUCACCUGCGGAGUAGCGUGGGCAGAUGCACGUUCGCUGAAGCGCCACGUGAGGACACAUACCGGGGAGCGACCAUACGUCUGCCCGGUGUGCAAUGAAGCUUACAUCGACGCCCGGACGCUACGGAAGCACAUGACCAAGUUUCAUAGGGACUACGUACCCUGCAAAAUCAUGCUGGAAAAAGAUACUCUUCAGUUUCAUAACCAGGGCACACAGGUGGAGCAUGCCAUCAGCAUUUUAGCAGCAGACAUGCAGGAACAAGAAACAGAGAUCAGCGUUGGUGGUAGUGAGAUUGAGACUGUGGUAGUGACAGGAGAGACGCUCGAAGCCAUUGAGGCAGUUGCAGCUACUGAGGAAUGUACAUCAGUCUCUACUCUUUCUGACCAAAGCAUCAUGCAGGUGGUAAAUUAUGUAUUAGCACAACAGCAAGGACAGAAAAUGGCUGAAGCGACGCAGGGCAUCGAAACUGUAGAAGUGGAAGUGGCCCAUAUUACAAAGACAGACUGAAUAUAGCGUACAAGAGAGCAAGAAGGGUGAGGUCUUACGAUCUGUGAGAGCUAAGUAUUUAACUGGUUAUCUGAGGCUUACAGUGAUGCCUGUUUUCAAACGGUUAAUCCCCAGUGCUGAACGUCUUGGUGAUGAAAUACUGCACCAUGCAUUACAGGGAAAAUGUUAAGAUGCUUCAGUGUGAGCCAAGGCUUUGAAGGCUAAGAUUCCUGCACUGGACUAACUGUAAAAAUAAAAAUAAUGUUUUCUGUGUCAUGGAGUAAGUAUCAUGCUGAAACUUCUAAAAAAUGAAAAAAAAAAAAAAAUGUAAAGAGCCUGCACUAAACACUAGAAGUGCACAGUUACCGGUGGCUUUCUUUUACUUUUGUUUUUUCGUGCGUUUCAUCAGGUUUGUGAGCAAAUUGCCUGUACUGGAUGCUGUCUGUUUACUCCCCAAGACAAGGGGAUGGCAGAAUGCUUCAUGCAGUGUGUUUCAUGCAACAUACAGAAAAUCCAAGGCUUUUCUUUGGGUAGAUGCACCAGUGGCAGUCAGUGAAUCCUAGUUUUGAAGAACUUUCAAUUCCAGGUUGUGGGUGGCAGGUCCAAGGUUCAGUAAAAUGUUUUGCAGAUAAUGGGCAGGAGUCUACUGAAGCCUGAGGAAGUGUUCUCUGGGACAGACUGUGAGUUGUCAUUGACCAGAGGACAGCCUACUGCAGGGACACUGCUUAGAGAAGUGAACUGCUUUUUAUUUGUGAGCGAGGUGCUUACACUUCAGCCUCUGUGCACAACCAUGUUCAGUUUAAUGAUGUCUGGUUGCAUAAAGGAAGCUAUCGCCUGCAUUGUUGUAUGUAUCCAGAGAACGCAACCUAAUGAUGGAUGUUUCUAAUUUUGUAUUACAUUUAAUGUAGAAACUCAAAUUAAAAAGGUCUAAUGGCACCCUUCUUUGGGUUCCUACCUGGACUUCUUCGGUAUAUUUAUAUUCCCAUCUUGUCUUGUGUUGAAAGGAGGAGCCCUGCUAAUUCCCAAAUGGAACACAUAAUAUCAGGAUAGAGACUAUGAAAAUCCAAGUAUGGGGUAAAAACUGAAUUUGUCUCAAAAUUACCAGAGUCUCCAGAAGACCUUACUACUGCUGCUGUAAGAAAAUACUUCUAGGACAAGCUAAUUACCUGGUGCUACAUCACAUAGAUGGAAAAAUUCUUACGGGGCGUUCUGUGAGUAAGCAUGAGUCAAAGCCUUGGUUGGCCCAAGUUUAAAUGCCCCUGAUUUAAUACCACAAACAGUACACAUCUGUGUCUGUACAAGGUGUGGAUUCUGUCAUUGCUGGUUGCUUGGGUGUUUAAGCAAGCAGUAUGUCUGUCAGGGUAAGUGAAGGUGCUAUGCACACGGACAAGCAGAAGUGUAUUUUUUAACUUGUUCUCAGUCUACAGUAUUAUCAGAUGUUUCACAACUUGACAGCAGCAAGAUACCCAAGGAGCCAGAAGCCUGUGGUACUGCAGGAUGAAUGCCAUAAAUAGUUACAUGCAUAUAACCGUUCUACCCAUGAAACAGAUCCACUGAACAAAAUUGAAGGAAACCCUAUGAGGAAGCAACCACCUCAAUUGAACUAGUAUUUCUACCUUUCAUCUUACUUAACUAUUUGAGUACCUGUCUACUAAGCUACAGAAUGGACUGUUCUUUUUAUACUUUGCAAGCAUGUAGAUAAGCAGUUGUUGAAAACUUUUUAAGCAAUAUGCAGCUGGAGUUCUUGUCUGGAAUCCGAAUUAAUCUGUGGAUGACCAUUUCAAAGGUCACAGUCUUCCUGCAGAGUAGUUAUUUAUGCAUCCUGCACUCCUUGACAAUUGUGUUCUUUUUCUAAUUAUUAAAUGGAGUAAAAUUAAAAUGAAUACUUUUAAAAAAAAAAUACAGAUACUGCUAGCUGUAACUCUUGAGGUUUUGUAUGGUCAAGAAUCUGGAGAUAGCCAUCUGCUUAAAUUAAACUACUGCCAUUAUGAUGGAAACAUGCGUAAACUUCAAAGCUUACUUCAGUAUUUGUAUCUUACAAAUAAUUACGUAUUACUGAAGUGAGAAAAUGUUCAAGGAAAAAUAGCUGUAAAUAGUGCUGGAACGUUAUUUGUAUAUUUAGUGUGUUACAAAAGGAAUAUUACCAGCACCUUAGUGGAGUCUUUGGUGCAUUUAUUUAUUUGCCCAACCUAUGGAAGAAGCUGAAGUGAAUCUGAAUUUCAGAGCCUUGUUUACCUACUGUAAAAAAGCUUUUUAACUGACUUGAUGGCCUGCCAUUUAACAACUAUAACAACAAUAAUAACUAACCAAACAAAUCACAACUAAUCUUGUUUCCUAAGCAAGACUUAGCCAGGAAUGUCAAAGCUGACUGUUGCGGCACCCCUUUCCUAGCAGAGCGUGCCUUACCUUUUCAGAAUGGCAUGAGGUAAGUAGGGAGUGUCGCUCUUCGCUUUGCUCUUCCUGUCCGUGUGAAGUUGCCUUAUGCUUUCCUUUGGACUUCAGCUCUUAAGUUAAGAUGUUCACUACCCUUCUGCAAUCUAUCUGAAGUCAGGCUGCAAAUACGCAAUUGAUAUUAUUUAAUUUGAUUUUUUAAAAAUAAAGUUCAUGAGAAGUGUCCAUUUAUAAAAUAUUCCUAGUGAAUUCCUGUACAUAAUAAAUUUGAUUUGUACAUUCUGCUGGUUUUAUUUAGUGUUAGAUGUAUAAAGGUAUGGUUAUUUCUGUCGUUAAAUAAAUUGAGCUUUGACAUGAAUUACUCUUUCAAGCAAUUUUUUUGGAGGGGGAAAAAGGUGUUGCAAAAUUAUUUACUCCAGUAUUUCACCUUCCACAUAUAGAUAAUUUCUGGUCUGAACAGUUCUAGUAACACCUACUUUUCAAUUUUUGCUUAAAGCUCAAAACAUUAACUUGUAUGAGGAAAGGAAACCUGCUGCCGUCCUAAAUUGUGUCAGACCAUGGCUGUACAAGAGAAUGAUGUUAACCAAACACAUCCUGAAAUCACGUUGGCUGCCAGACCUCUUGGUAGAUGAGGCACUGACCCCACUACCCAGCUGUACCUAGUUUAGCUUGCUUCAGAUGCUAUUUCUCUUGGCUUGGGUUCCUGCGCAAUGCUGCCACUCCCAAGCAAGCAUCCCCCCUUUCCCUCCCCCCGGCUUUGUUUCCACUAGAGACAGAACCAUAUCAUUCCUGGCUGUUAAAGGAAGAGCCAUGAAUUUGUACAGCACUGGAACUGUGUAUACAUCUAAUAUGGUAACAGGGGCCAGUCUUACAGCUGCUGCUGACCACAUGGUGGGAAUAGCACUGCUCUAGUAAAUGCAAGUCUUUACUAAAGAUGUGUUCUCCAGCAGAAGGGUUCUGGCUCUAGAAGGCAUGAGGCUGCAGGGCUGGUGGAGUCCAGAGUGACUUUGAAAGGACUUUUCAGAAAAUAACAGUUUGUCUUGCACCGUAUGAAAAAGCUUUGUGAUGAGGGCAGUAUUUCUUGUCCUGCUUUACAGACAGUAAUAUCAAUAUUAAGCUUACUCAGUGCUUUUAGAUGUGCUGUGGCCCUAGCUCUUCAUGUCGCAGCCUUAAAUUUUACAUGUGAACAGGGCUGUGUUCAACAAGCAUCUGAGUAAGAAAAAAAAAAAAGCACAGCCUAAAAUCCAUGCUAGUUUUGCAAUUACUCUUUUCGCUACACUGCUCUAUUCAGUGCCUGCAACUCUAUAGUGGAGGUUGAUGUCCAUACGAAUGCGGAUGGCUACCACAGUUACACUCCUUUCACAUAAGCAAAGGCAGAAUUAUGAUUUUCUAACAAGCUACUGAGCAUGAGCCAACACUUAAUAUGCACCUACUGUGUUUACAGAUUAUGGGAAACUGGGGGAGGAAAGGAGAGAGAAUUAUGUUUUUAUUAUGACUUGCAUUACCUUAGAUUAAUAAACUUGUACUGCAAGGAAAACAUAAACACAGGCUCAUGUCAACAAGUUUCAGCGGAGCUCUUGCUACAGAACCACAAACACUUUAUUCGUCCAUCUGUCUCAUUGGGAAAUUCAAUCCCAGGAACCGAAUUUAAGAACUAAGUCACAAGCUUAGCUAAGGCUUUUAAAACCUCACUAUGUGCCACUGAAUUGAAAAAUCCAUACUGUGAUUCCUGACUGUGACAGUCACUGCCAUGCUUCCCUGCUCUACCUGGUCUAAAGAGUAGCUGUCUAUGUGUGUACCACAAAAAGCACAUGCCGUAGCGUUAGGGUUUGCUUUGGUACCUAAACCUUGCUUGGACUCCCACCACUCCAGUCUUUUAAAUGGAAGUUCAUAACCCAAAAUUUAACACGCGAAGCACAGAGUUCAAUUGUAACAGUUUAUGCUUCAUGCUUUUAAUCCCAUGGGUAACGAUGCAUCUACCCUGAGGCAAUGGCUCCACAUUAUUGAACACAAGCAGCUUUCCUAAGCAAGCACUAUAUAGUUAUUAAGAUGCUAAUAGAUCAAAAUUAGAGAACAGUAGGAGAUCCCUUUGUUAAUAAAACCAGAGGAAACAAGGACGGUGUUAACAGGAUAAAUUGUUAAUUGUCCAAUUCUUACAGUGUUCUAGUAUCUCUUGGAAGAGGAAAUAGACAAACUAUGGUAAUUUUAGAAUGCAGCUUUCCCUUCUGUAGCUUAAGGGCAGAACUACUCAGCAUUCCUCAAUUUGUAACCUUAUAAUGAAUUAAAACAACCCAACCUCUUUGUGCAGAACACCUUUUAAGGCUACUAACUACGCAGAUAAAAAGCCUUUUGGAAAUUCUAUUGCUUUUCCAGAUUUCUCAUCUCAUGGCAGCCUAGAAACAGCUCUAGUUACACCAGUGAUUUCCUAUGGUUUAAAACCUGUUCGGCUCUUCAGAAAGCAGAAGCCACCAUUUUCUCAAGAGCUGACAUGUCCUCCACAUCUCCUCACAAAGCCAGCUUUGGUAAGGCCACCCCUUGGGCACAGUCAUGUCAGUUCUGACAAAGGGUGCUCCACAAAGGAGUCAGAGGCGGAGAUGAAGUGCAACAUGCUUGAAGGCAGCUGUGGCUGCUGCCAUGCUGGUCACAUUAGGACAUGGUAGUUGGUUUUGUCAAAGUUGGCUGAAUACCAAUAGUAUUCAGGUCAUCUUUGACAGGGGAGUAAGCCCAUGAAACUAUAAUAGCACCCACCAGUUAACUUUACAGACAGCUUGGUUGGGAACUUCUUCCCACUGAUAAAAUACUGACCUGGAAAAUCUGCACAGUGCACCCCCUACACUUUAAAAUGAAUGAAAUGAGGUGUGCAAGGGGCUGCAUCCAAGAUUACCUGAAACACUGCCAUUAGUGGCUGGCAGCACUGGUUUGGGGGUUAUUUACUUAUAAUAUUAUUAUUUUAAUAUAGUUAGCAUGAGUUUGGCUCAAUUCCCAGCCCAGCAGGCUCAAAAGCAGCCCAGCUACAGGGUAGCACAGAGAAGGUUACUGCCUAACUACUUACAUCUUCAUCUAGUGUCUUGAAUGUUUUGCAAGCUGCUCAGGCACUCAGUAAAGCUUUAGCGCUAAGCAAACAUAAGCCUUCUGAGGUAAACCUGCACAAGUUAAAUGGACAGACAUUUCAAACACUGCUAGGCGUACACGCACCUUGCUAUGCUAAGCAGGUAGAGCUCUCAGCAGAUCUCCUGGAAGCACUUAAGACAGCUAAACCAAGCAGUCUACCCUGAGGUUUAGAAUUCUUGACUCUUCUUAGAAAAA